This is a messenger RNA of Linum tenue, 2050 nucleotides long. NCBI's taxonomy places the organism in Eukaryota, Viridiplantae, Streptophyta, Magnoliopsida, Malpighiales, Linaceae. The record is from the annotation of a GenBank genome assembly.
CAACUAAUUCCCCACCUCUAAAAAAAGAAAGAAAAAAGGACUAAUUCCCCGCCAUUUUUAAUCCUCCCACUCAAUUCUCAGUCUCUCCCAUAUCGCCAUCAUUCCUUUUCAUCACUAAAUGAGAAACAGCUACCGGUGAAAAACGAGAGUUAAAAAAAAAAAAAAAGAGAAUUCUCCUCCCGCGGUUAUAGAUAAUGACUCGGUUAUUUCGAUCUAAAUCCUGCGGCCUAGUCGGCAUCACCGAAUUGAACUCCUCCAACGCCGCUCCCACCUUCUUCUCCCGCCGCCGCCGCGGCGGCUCCGACGCCCGAAACGAUGCCGGCGAAGAGGAGGAAGGCGACGAGGAAUUCAUCGAUGGUUCCAGGAGCCCCACCGCGAUUUCCACUCCGUUCAUCAGUCCGGCGUCGAGGUACGGCGGUCGGACGGCGGCGGAUCGAGGCGGCGGCGGAGGGGGGAAUCAGUUCGCUGUUCUGGAUGUGCUGGUGACAGCGCUGCGGAGGUCGCUCGUCACGUGCAGCGUGGUGGAGAGAGACGACGACGCAUCCUCCUCCUCCAUGGAUAUUAGCUGGCCUACGGAGGUCAGGCACGUGUCCCACGUGACCUUCGACCGCUUCAAUGGAUUCCUCGGCUUGCCCCGGGAGCUCGAGCCCGAGCUUCCCCGGAAAGUCCCCAGCGCCAGUGCGAAUGUGUUUGGUGUGUCUGCGGAGUCAAUGCAGUGCUCUUACGACGACAGAGGGAACAGCGUGCCGACGAUACUUCUCAUGAUGCAGAGGCGUUUGUAUGUAGAAGGAGGCCUUAAGGCUGAAGGAAUAUUCCGAAUCAAUGCCGAGAAUAGUCAAGAGGAGUAUGUUAGAGAGCAGCUUAACAGAGGUGUCAUUCCACGCGCUAUCGAUUUCCAUUGUCUGGCAGGUCUGAUUAAGGCAUGGUUCAGAGAACUACCUUCAGGAGUGCUGGAUUGCCUAACGCCAGAGCAAGUGAUGCACUGCAACACAGAAGAUGACUGCACUCAGCUUGUGAAGCAGCUUCCUCCUACCGAAGCAGCGCUUCUCGAUUGGGCCAUCAAUCUGAUGGCAGAUGUCGUGGAGCAUGAGCAGUAUAACAAAAUGAAUGCUCGGAAUGUUGCGAUGGUAUUUGCACCUAACAUGACUCAGAUGGCUGAUCCAUUGACUGCAUUGAUUCAUGCCGUACAAGUGAUGAACUUGCUCAAGACGCUGAUCAUGAAAACCCUCCGCGAACGAGAGGAAUCAACUUCAAAUGCCACUAGGCAAUCAGCACACCCAGAUUCCCCAUCUGAUGAAACCCACCAGUCGAUUAGUCAAGAAUCUUUUGUAAAGCCAUGCAAUGUAUUUCCGCUCGAUAUGGCUUUCACCACUAACAUCUCAGGGUCCAACACUACAAGUAGACCAGACACCAAAAGGUGUGGAGGGGGAAUCAAUGGAGACCAAGAAUCAGAGUCCAUUUCCAUCAGCAGCCCAACUUUGUGCGGAAUGGACAGCUUUGAAAACGGAUGUAAAGAAGGGUACGAGAACAGGGACCAGCGAAGUUUGAGCAAAGGGAUGAGAAGGUUAUGCAGACACCCAAUUUUUCAGUUCAACAAGCCGGCGAAGAAAAUGCAGGAUAUUGGUGGCUUUCUAAGUAGCAGUGGCGGUGACAGAAGAGAAGCUUGGGCUUGAUCUGUAUAUAUAUCCUUUACUGCUUGGUGGCCCUGGCUCUAAUCGUCCCUCUCUCUACGUUACUGAACUGCAGAGUUCUAUCUCCAUUGCUUUCCCUUGUGAAAAGUUGUUCCUAGCUUGUUUUCGGAUGUGGAUGUUCAUACUUCUUGUGUUGUCAGGUUAAAAAAGAAUAUAGUAGGUAUUUGGUUAGGCUUUAGCUGAAGCUCUAGCCAGAAUGAUGGAUAAUAAUUCUGUCAGUCUGUUUGUCUUUGAUGCAGUGAAGAGUUUGUGGAGUUUCGAGUUUUUGAGUGGUGAGAUCUUGGAACAAAUGCUUGGUAAUGUUGCAAUGAAAAACUAACCGGUUGAUGUUUAUUGUGGAGUUAACGCUUUCUUAUACG